AUGAAUGCAGCCGGUGUAGAAGCUUUUGCUUCAGGAAAGAGCGAGCUUGCCAUUCAUCACCUGAACAGCGCCCUUGUCAUUAUCAACAAGCUUCUCCUGAUACACUGCGAUCAGUAUGACCACGCUACGCAAUCUCUGGACCCUCGCUUGAAGGAUGCUCAAGGUACCCCAAGAAGCAGCAGCACGCGAAGAGAUGAUAUCUUGGUCAGACCGACAUCCAAGGAAAUCAAGGUACUCCAAGAUGACCGUUUCUACAUUUACAACCAGGCGCUCUUAUUCUCAGCUCCGUUAUCGUUGGAUGAUCCACACGAGGACGAUGAUGAUGAAACCGCCUUUAUCUUUGGCUUGAAUCCCGUUCUACCCCAAGCAUCCUUCCGUGAUAUCCGGAUCUGGUACAUUCAAGUUUCCUUCUUCUGGUCCAUCAUCCAUUUCAACAUGGCUUUGGUCCUUCACAAGCUCAUUCACGAAACGCAAGAAAACAACAAGAGGUAUCGAGAAGAAGCUAUACUGUUCUACAAGCUAUGCCUCCAGAAUCUUUGGGUGAUCCCGGCCACAUCUGCCACCAUGAAUCUCUUGAUGCUCUCUGCGGUGAACAAUCUCGCUCAUGUGUACCUGAACAUGCAUACCUGCUGCGGAACAGUUGGGAGUUGGGGCCACCCAGCACCGACCACACCAAGCUGGAGCACAAGAAGAUCCACAGACUGCCCCGCGGCCAAGAGGCCCAAAGUGGCAAGCAGCACCCAGUCGCUGCUCCCACCGGACCUUCACCUCUGCGAUCAGACAGAGUUGAUUCAAGGGCUCCUGCUAAGGGCGAUUGGAAAAGUCAUUGCCAAUGACAGGUCGCUUUCAAACGAACAGCGCCAACAAGUCACGGAGAUGUCCGUCAACCACAUUGUUCUGUCGGCUCUCAGUCCUUGCUAUGUAGCAGCUGGAGCCUAG
Molecule: messenger RNA, 939 nt
Organism: Seminavis robusta
Lineage: Eukaryota; Bacillariophyta; Bacillariophyceae; Naviculales; Naviculaceae
Source: the annotation of a GenBank genome assembly